UUGCUCAGAAUGGAAGAAGCUGAAGACGGUAUCGCUGUGGUAGGCAUCGGAUGCAAUUUUCCAGGGGGAGAAGGGCUUGACAAUUUCUGGAAGGUCUUGGUGGAUGGGAGAAACUGCUCUGUGCCAAUUCCCAAAGAGAGAUUUGACUUGGCCAGCUGGUAUGAUCCUGAUGAAAACAAAGCGGGUAAAUCCCGCACGGCCAAGGCUGCUCUCAUCGACGGGUUCAAUGAAUUUGACCACAAGUUUUUCGGCAUCAGUGACAGUGAAGUGGAACAAAUGGACCCUCAACAAAAACAGCUCCUUCAGUGCGUCUACAGGGCGUUGGAGAAUGCUGGAAUUCCCAUGGAGACUGCCAGUGGGACCAGUACAGGAGUGUUUAUUGGCCUAAUGAACAGAGAUUAUGAGACAAAUGCUGCACACGUGCACCCAAGUGUGAUCAACCACUGGACUGGCACAGGGCUUGCCAUGAGUAUUGCAUCAAACAGAGUCUCCUACAUCUUUAACUUCACUGGGCCCUCACUGUCCAUAGACUGUGCCUGCUCAUCAUCUCUUGUGGCUCUUCAUCUCGCCUGUCAAUCCAUUAAACAAGGCGAUUGUGACAUGGCUGUUUGUGGUGGAGUCAACUGCAUCAUAGAGCCAAGAGUGUUUGUAGCUCUCAGCAAGGCCAAGAUGAUCUCACCUGAGGGGACCAGCAAACCUUUCUCCAGCAGAGCAGAUGGCUAUGGUAGAGGGGAGGGCUGUGGGGUUGUUCUCCUGAAGCCUCUGAAAAAGGCUAUACAAGAUCAUGACCAUAUCUGGGGUAUCAUCAGCAAAACAGCGGCCAACCAAGAUGGACACUCAGUGACUCCAAUCACCAAACCCUCCAUGACACAACAACAGAAGUUGUUGCAAAGAGUCUACUCAGAGUCUGACAUUGCAAAUGUCCAGUACAUAGAGGCACAUGGGACUGGAACCCCAAUUGGAGACCUAACAGAGGCAGCAAGCAUCUCAAAUGUCAUUACUAAAGCAAAACCUACUGGUUCAGAGACACUGCGGAUUGGCUCAGUAAAGAGCAACAUUGGACAUACAGAAUCUGCUGCUGGAGUGGCCGGACUUAUUAAGGUUCUCCUAAUGAUGAAGCAUGAGACCAUUGUUCCCUCAGUUUUCUACUCUGAGGAGACUGCCAGUGUAGAUGCCAAAGCCCUGAACAUUAAAGUUCCUAAGGAAGCAGAAAAGUGGGAAGCCUCCCAUGCAAGAAUUGCAGGAGUUAACAACUUUGGCUUUGGGGGUACAAAUGCACACGUCAUUGUCAAACAGUACAAACAGUCACACAUUGAGAAAAAGCAUGAUGGGAAACAGGCAAAGUAUUUUAUCAUGUCUGCAAAUUCACCAAAAUCUCUUACUCUGAUGAUGGAACACACCAUUAAACAGCUAGAAGCAGACAGCAAAGUUGAUUUAGAUUCUCUGCUGUACACGUCAGCUUGUAGGAGGAGCCAUCUAAAGCAUAAAUACAGAAAAGCUAUCGUUGUUUCAUCUGUAGUCGAUCUUAAAGAGAAGUUAAAUGCCACUGUAGGCAAAAAUAUUCGCCCAUCUUACUCAGAUCCAAGGUUAGUGUUUGUUUUUUGCGGAAAUGGCGUCACUUUCCAUGGCAUGUGCAAACAGCUACUAAAACAUGAGCCUGUAUUCAGGGAUAAGAUCAAAGAGAUUACGGAACUUUUCCAAAGACUGAGUAUGCUGAACAUCUUGGACACACUUGAGAGUGAGUUUGAGGGUAGUGACUUCAAUGACCCACAUGUUGUCCAACCACUCCUCUUUGCUAUCCAAGUUGGCAUUACCACCCUACUCAGACACUGGGGUGUCAAGCCAGAUGCAAUGCUUGGACACUCCAUUGGCGAGGUUCCAGCCGCUCACUGUUCUGGCCUCUUGACUCUUGAGGAUGCCGUAAAAGUCAUUUAUUUCCGCAGCACUCUCCAGAACAAAGUCACUGGGGGGAAGAUGCUUGUAAUCAGCAACAUGGCUGUUUCAGAGGUAACGGCUCUUCUCCCUUGUUACUCUGGUAGAAUUUGCCUUGCUGCUUUCAACAGCCCGCGGUCCUGCACCCUGUCAGGUGAUGCAGAUACAAUUGAGAGCCUUUAUAAGGAGCUAAGCACCUCAGCCAACAGUCAGAAUCUGUUCCUUCGUGUCCUGGAUGUCCCUGCUGCUUACCACAGCCACAUGAUGGACACAAUUCUGACAGAAAUUGAGGAGACAAUUGGCUCUUUACAGGUGAAUGGUCUUGACACAGAGUUGUUCUCAACAGUGACGGGCAAGGAAGUCCAGCAGGGUGAUUUCUGCACAGGGGAAUACUGGGCUAGAAAUAUACGUGAGCCAGUAGCUUUUGAGCAGGCAGUGAGGUCAGCAACUAAAGGAAAGAAAAAUACUGUGUUUGUGGAGAUAGGGCCAAGAAGGGCACUACAGAGAAACAUCAUGGAAUCUCUGGGUAAUGACACAGCUGUUCUUGCCUCGGUGCAGCCAGAGAAAGAUCAUGAAACGAUGAUGUCCGUUGUGUCUAAGCUGUUCGAACUGGGUGUCCAUGUAAAUUGGAACACCUUCUAUAGAGGAUAUGAGACAAUGCCACUGCCUAUUCCGAAAUACCAGUUUGAUUGCUCAGACAGAGAUGUUAUCAUUGGAGCAGCACAGAAAAAUACAGUGAGUAAUCAUCCGGUGCUCUGUCAGACAGGAAGUGAAAGCAACAUUUUCAGCUGUAAUCUGAUGUCUGACUCUUCUUACUACCUGAAAGAGCACAAGCACAACGGCAUACCCAUCAUCCCUGGUGCCUUCUAUGCUGAGCUGGGUUUAGCUGCAUUCAUGGCCAGUGCCAAACCAAAAGUACCGCUCAGCUCCCUGCAGCUCAGUGUCAGUUUUCACAGUCCAUUUGUUUUAACCAAGAAUUCACCUGAAAUGAAGGUUCAAUUUGAACAAACAGAGAAAGAAACUAGGUUCAUGGUACUGUCAACAUCUGCAAUGUAUGCAUCAGGCACAGUGGUUUCAAAGAAAGUGAGGCUGAUUGAGGAGCAGUGCAUUUCACUAAGCUCCAUCUACAAAAGAUGCAAAUCCGUAGUGAGCUUUCAGGAGUUCUAUGGGUAUCUCUCUCAAGGAGGCUUUCAGUAUGGAGAUGUCUUCCAGAAUAAGGCAGAUGUGCACUAUGGAGAAGAUCUCAAGGAGGCUUUUGCAAAUGUCACGGUUCCAGAAGAACUGCAGUCUCAGUUGCAUGACUACUGCAUUCAUCCUGUUGUGCUGGAUUUUCUGAUGCAGCUUCUCCCAGUUACAGUAGAGCACAUUUUUGCUGGUAGACCAGGAUUUCCUGCCAAAAUAGGAAGUUUGACAGUGUUUGAACCUUUGCAAGAUGAGAUGAUUGUCUAUCUGAGAGCAAUUGAUGUGGGCGUUGAUCAUUUUGAGAUUUGUGGCUGCUUUGCAGAUAAAGAAGGAAGAGUGUUGGUUGAGGUUAAGCAUGUGAUAAUUAAGUACCUUGGCAGUCGCUCGCAUGUGGUUGAGGAGUAUUUCUACCAUAAUGCCUUUAGUGUCAUCCCUGAAGGUGUCACACCUGUUACUCCUCCUAAGGCCUUAGUCUUCUGUGACUGUAUAGGGAUCUCUAAAGGCCUGGAACAAUAUUUGGACUCUAGGUCUAGAUAUGUUUCAUUCACACAUGCAAAAGAUAUAUUGAGCAAUGGGUUUCCUUCUCUCUUGGCAAAUCUCAAUAUAACAGAUAUUGAGAAAAACUUUGAUGAGGUCUUAUUUUUGUGGGGCAAUGCAGACCUCACUUCACUGGCAGCUGAUGUUGUUCUGCAGAAUUGUGCGAGCUGCUGUGAGACUUUCCGCCAAAUAGUCCUUGAGCUAAAGCGAAUUUCCUUCCCAAACUCAAUCAGAGCAGUCACCUACUGUUCUUCUGACAUCACAAUAGACCACAUAAGUGCAGGUUUUGCUCUCGCUGGCAUGACAAGAUCCUUUGCUGCAGAGAUACCAGAUCUUUCAUUUCAGCUGAUUGAUAUAAGCACUAUCUCUGCUAAGGACAUUGCAGCUCUGUCUGAGGUCCUAAGGUCGCAUCCUUGCAGCAAGUACCCAGAGUUGGUGGUAAAAGAUGGUCUGAUUCUUAAACCUUCCAUUGUCCGCACUCCACCUGAGCUCAAUGACCGUUCAGAGGGCCGUUUUUCCUCUACAUUGUCUGAGCCCUGCAUCAUUCAGACAGCUGAGGCACACAAGAUGACUCAACUGAGUGCCAUUCACUUUGAGGAGGAGGCCCAGCCAAUCAGGGAUACAUCAGUUGAAAUUCGGCCCACUAAGAUAUGUGUUCAUUCAUCUGAUUACUUCCCUGUCAGUGCUUCACAUCUGAAAUUUGGCCAGACACUGUACUGGAACAAACAUUCAUCACAGAAACACAAGCUACUGGCUCUUGAUUUCAGUGGUACAAUUACAGCAGUCGGAAAAGAUGUCAGGAAAUUAAAAGUGGGAGACCACGUUGCUUCCUGUUACCCCGUGGUGGCAGGCAGCAAGGUCAGAGUUCCAGAGGAUGUAUGCUACAGCACCAAGCGGUUCCCAUUCCUUCAAAAAGCACCCUGUGUAUCCUACUUUGUGCUAGCAUGGGAGAUCCUGCAUCGAGCCUUGCCUAGAGCCAAACAUAAUCUAGGAAUCAUAUCCUCUCUGCCUGAUUCUGCUCUGAUAAAAGUCUUGGCACUCACUUCUUACAAGUCAGGUUGGAAUGUGAUUGUUGGCACACAGUACAAUGGCUGUUUUGUAGAUGUCAAUCAAAUGGAUGUAUUUGUCGUCCUUCCUCCAUUUGAUGAAUCUCUGAUUGCUAAAAUUUGCAAUUUUCCAGGUGUCCAACAUGUUGUCUUCAUCUGUGAAUCUCAGAUGCAGUGUUUGCUUGCUCAGGAUAUGUUCCAAAGUGUAAAGGAAAGUGUUCAUGUGCAGACAAUUAAGAUGCCAGUCAUUUUGCAAAAGGGGUCCUUGAGUGCACAAGGGCCAUACAUUUAUCACUGGCUAAAAUCCUUGAACUUGAGCAGGAAAUUUGUUCUUGAAAGCUUUACCUUUCAGAAUGUAAAAUCUGAAAGCAGCCCAGAUUCAGAGACACUAAAAUCAUACUUUAACUCAAGGAAGCUGGCUGUUGUGGCUCUGGAUAAAGGUGGCAGCAGUACAAUGUCUGACAUUCCAUUUCUGCCAACAAAAAAACAGCUUUUCCGAAAGAGAGCAGUGUACAUAGUGGUAGGUGGUCUUUCUGGUCUGGGAUUUGAAACUGUAAAGUUCAUCUCACAAAGAGGAGGUGAGUACAUUGUCAUACUCUCCAGGAGCAAGCCCACACCAGAUGUGCAGCAAGAGAUACACAAUGUGGAGAAACAGUGUGGAAACUGCAUCACUACCAUGGAGUGUGACAUAUCUGUGUCUGAGUACGUGCACAAGGUUAUCAGUGUCAUCUGCCAGAAAUUCCCUGGUUGUCCAAUCAGAGGAGUGUUUCACAGUGCAGUUGUCUUACAUGAUGGGCUGAUUGAGACCCUUAACAGAUCUCUUUAUGAGAAGGUUCUAAAACCCAAAGUAAAUGGUGCACUGAAUUUGCACCAUGCAACACAACACUGUCAGUUGGAUUACUUUGUGUGUUACUCUUCAAUCUCAGCUUUUCUGGGAAACGCAUCACAAACAAACUAUGCAGCGGCCAACUCAUUCCUCGACAUGUUCUGUCAGUACCGGCGCAAACUUAGGUUGCCUGGACAGUCUAUCAACUGGGGAGCUCUAAACCUCGGUCUCCUUUUUAACAAGGAACAUUUCCAGCGGUUUCUGGAGGCAAAGGGAAUGAUGGUGUUGGAUGUGGCUGAGAUUCAUAAAAGUCUGGAGCAAUGCCUUGUGCUCAAUCGACCCCAACAGGCUGUUUGCAGGUUUCACUUCAGAAAUAUCAGGUACAACAUCCUCUCUCAAAAUGCAGCCUUGACCAUGCGCCUGUCCGCAUUGGUAGAGGAGGCUUUCCAAAAAUCAAAAGAGACAGUCUCUCAAAAUAAACAAGCUGAAUCCGUCUCACCAAAAGAAUAUGUUGUCUCUCUGCUUUGUGAGACCAUUGGCAUGGAUAAAAGUGAGCUGAAGGAUGAAUCACCUCUUUUAUCCUUAGGCAUUGACUCCAUGCAGGCCAUGACUCUGCAGAAUCUCAUCUUUCAGGAGAGAGGUGUGAACGUGCCUUUGGUGAAAUUAUUGGAUCCCAAUGCUACACUAUCAACAGUAGUAGCUAUACUGAGUGAAGAAGGUGAAAGUUCCAGUGAUAACCAAGAGUCUCUUCCUGUUGAAAGCACUGUUGUUGUUUCUACCAGAUUGUAAAAAUGACAACUGCAGAUACAGAAAUGUAAACAACAGUUAUCAGAACAUCAUGAUACUAAUUAAAAAGGUUUUUAUUGGAUUCAAUAGAAGGCUCAUGAUGGCCAUUGCAAUGCGACAGCAUUCUUGUCUUAAUGCCACCUGUUCAAAAUGUAUUUUGCCUAUUUUGUCUUUUUUGUAAAUGUUUGGCCCUGGAUAUUGUUUUGGUUCCUUCUGGUAUUUUAGUUUUACAUUUUUAAAACCACACAGCAUGUUAUUUUACUCACUUUUUUUUGGAGACAUGCCCAAUUUUGAAUGGAUGUUUUGUAUCACAGUUUUACUCAUUCUGUUUAGUAAUAUGUUCAUGAUGACAGUCAGCAUUUCAAUUAAAUAGACAAUUAUUGUUGAUAAAGGAUGAUUUUCAAUAGUGAAUCAUUUAUGUAAAUAGAGAAAUAAAGUUAAUGUAGGUACAUUCCUAUUUUCUUUCAACGAUUUUCAUCAUUAUUUAAAGCUCGUCUGUAAUUGUUCUGUCACAGGGU
This is a messenger RNA of Sander lucioperca (pikeperch), 6827 nucleotides long. RefSeq names its product phthiocerol synthesis polyketide synthase type I PpsD-like (gene fasn2). Gene Ontology annotation, biological process: fatty acid biosynthetic process. The record is from RefSeq and is a predicted model, not a curated record. Gene Ontology annotation, molecular function: 3-oxoacyl-[acyl-carrier-protein] synthase activity; fatty acid synthase activity. The transcript is spliced from 6 exons. The coding region runs from base 10 to 6312 and encodes 2100 amino acids. Lineage: Eukaryota; Metazoa; Chordata; Actinopteri; Perciformes; Percidae.